Molecule: messenger RNA, 2154 nt
Organism: Spirodela intermedia
Lineage: Eukaryota; Viridiplantae; Streptophyta; Magnoliopsida; Alismatales; Araceae
Source: the annotation of a GenBank genome assembly
AUGGAAUUUGACGAUGAGGCAGGCAAUGCACAGUUGUCAAACGUGACUCCUAUUCUUCGAUGCAGGAAGCUGAGGUCCCUGGUUUGGAAUGAUUUCUCGAAAGAGCAGAGAGAAGACGGAAGUUUGGUUGCCAUAUGUAAUCACUGCAAGAAACAAAUGGCUGGAGGCAGCAGGAGUGGAACCACACAUCUCAAGAAACAUCUAGGGAAGUGUAUUCUCUAUCAAAGAAUUAACAGGAGAAAAGGGGAGAUGGGGCCGAUACAACCUAAGUGGGGUGACGCUGAAAUAGGUGAAAAUGCGGAUCUUGAUAACUCGUUGCUUGAUCAGGAGUUGGUCCAGCAGGAUCUUGCCCACAUGAUUAUUUUACACGAAUACCCUUUUUCAAUCGUCAAUCAUGUUGGAUUCCGAGCCUUUGUGAGAGAUCUCCAGCCACAAUUCAGGCUGAUGUCAUCUGAUGCUCUUCAGGAGAACUGCUCGAAGGUCUACGAGGAGAGAAGGCUGGUGUUGUGCGAAGAACUGCGCAAGCUCUGUUGCCGAGUGAAUCUCACUGCAGAUGUCUGGAGUUCAGGCUCAAACAUGGGCUACCUGCAUCUGCGCUGCCAUUUUAUUGACGACGAUUGGAGACUACACCACAAAGUGAUCAACUUUUGGCACAUUGACUCUCCUCAUGAGAGUGGAAUCGCCAAGCUGAUAUUGGAAAAAUUGUGCGAAUGGAGCAUCGAUGGGAGAGUGUUCAGCACGGUCUUGGAGAACUCUACGACCAGUGACAAAGUUGUCGACGAGCUUCUUCAGCUGCUUCGUCCCAAGCAAGCUCUCCUCCUGGAUGGUGCUCUCUUUCAUGUCCAUUCUUGUUCGCACAUCCUGAAUCUCAUCGUACAAGAUGGCCUGGAAAUGAUAGCCGAGGUCACCAACAAGGUGCGUUACAGCGUAAACUUUGUGAGGUCCUCUCAAGCAAGAUUGGAAGCAUUUCAGGCAGCCAUUAAGGCGGUGGGAGCUCCCCAAAAAUCUCUGCUCAUCGAUGAUCCGUCACGGUGGCACACCACGUACUUGAUGAUAACCACUGCAUGCGAGUUCCAAGAUGCGUUCAUCAGCUUGGCGGAGGGUGACAGCGAGUUCAUACACGUGCCGUCUUUGGAAGACUGGGAGAACAUCAAGGCCAUCAACGAGUGCCUGGGGGCCUUCUAUCUGAUGACCGAGAAAGCCUCCCCGGGUAAGUCUCCGACGGUCAAUCUCUGUUUCAACAGCAUAUGUGGAAUCCAUCUUUCUCUGAAGACUUGGAGCGGUGGCUCCCAUCCGCUGGUCUCUUCCAUGGCCUCCAAGAUGCUCGAGCAGUUUGAAAAAUAUUGCGGAGUGACCAGCAUUAUACUCGCUGCCGCGUCCGUACUCGAUCCUCGGUACAAGAUGAAGUCGAUUGAGUAUUUCUUUCGGUUGAUAUACACUAAUGGAUCAGAGGCCGAGCUCAAGAUCGAGAACGUCCUCCAGGACUUCAAGAGCCUCUACGACGCAUACGCCGUCAAGUCGGGCAGAGCGUCGGGUGGCCACGGCUUCUCUUGCAAGCUCGUCGUCGGCGGCGACGACGACGACGACGACGACGACGACGACGGCACCGGUGUCGGCAUCGACUGCGGAAAUAAUGGCAUGUCCAAGGCUUCUUCUCAGAACCCAAUGGCCGAUCUGAGGUUUGGGCUCGACCAGUAUCUGCAAGAGACUUCCUCGAGCCAGCCCAUCAAGUCGGAUUUGGAUCUCUACUUGGAGGAAGCAGUUCAUCCGUCACUGAAGGGGCUGGACGACGAUUUCGACAUCCUAGCAUGGUGGAAGAGUAAUGCACCCAAAUAUCCCAUCCUCUCAGAGAUGGCUCGCGAUAUCCUGUCGAUUCCGGUGUCCAUUGCCUCCCCAGAGUCUGGCUUCCGAACAAAGGUGCUCCAUCACUACCACAGUUCAAUGGAUCCAGUCACCUUGCAGGGACUGAUCUGUGCCCAGGACUGGCUGAGAUCCGAAAUCGAUGGUAUAUAUGUCCAUGCAAAGCUAGUUCCUUUUUUCUUCCAUCCCAUUCAUUCUACUAACUUGUUCUUAUGUUUUUUUUUUCCAGAGACAUCGUUACACGGGUUAGCCGAUGGCCUUUCGACAAUUUUUACUCUCGAUCGGUGGUGCUGA